AUGACUAUCAAGCAUAACAAAGUUCUUCUUACUGGCGCCUCCGGGUUCAUUGCCAUCCACACUCUCAAGCUUUUACUUGAAAGAGGAUACACCGUCAAGGCAACUGUGCGAUCUCAAGCCAAGGGUCAAUAUCUUUUGGAUAAGUUCCCUGGUCAACCAAUUGAACUUGCUAUCGUGGAGGAUAUUCGAGUUCCUGGAGCUUUUGACAAAACUUUGGAAGAAGACAAGGAAAUCACUGCGGUUUUGCAUACUGCAUCACCAUUUUUUACCGCCAAGGAAGAUCCACUCAAUGAGCUUUUGAUUCCUGCAUUGGAAGGCACCAAAAACAUUUUGAGUGCAAUUAAGAAGCAUGCACCUCAAGUGACUUCUGUGGUGAUUACCUCGUCGUUUGCUGCAAUUUUGGAUCCUAGUAAGUUGCAUGAUCAUAGCACUGUGUUUUCGGAAAGCACCUGGUCACCAAUUACAUGGGAACAGGCAACUACAGACUUGUCAACAAGUUAUCGCGGAAGCAAGACGUUUGCCGAGAAGGAGUUUUGGCGGUUCAUCAAGGAGGAGUCGCCUAACUUUACGGGCACCACGGUAAACCCACCGGCAGUGUUUGGGCCAUUGCUACAGGAUGUGCCAUCGGUGGACCGCUUAAACACGUCAAACGGGCUUUUGUACCAUGGUGUGUUUAACCCUAAGGAUGGCAAUGACUUUAACUCUACCCCACACAUUUGGGUUGAUGUAAGGGAUGUUGCACUGGCUCAUAUUUUGCCAUUGGAGAAGCCUGAGCUUGCAGGCAAGAGACUGUUUGUGACGGCCGGAUUUUUCUCAUUGCAAUCAGUGUUGGACAUUGUUAAUAAGGAUUUCCCUGAGUUGCAAGGCAAGAUCCCUGUGGGAGAGCCCGGCACUGGACUCAGCAAGGUGCCUAAUGUGUAUCAGAUUGAUAACCAUGUUACGAAUGAGUUGCUUGGUAUCAAGUAUCAUACUUUGGAAGAAACAGUAAAGGAUACUUUCAAGACAUUGAUUGAGCUUAAGAACAAAGUUGAUAAAUAA
Molecule: messenger RNA, 1038 nt
Organism: Magnusiomyces paraingens
Lineage: Eukaryota; Fungi; Ascomycota; Dipodascomycetes; Dipodascales; Dipodascaceae
Exons: 1
Coding region: 1-1038 (345 amino acids)
Molecular function (GO): oxidoreductase activity, acting on the CH-OH group of donors, NAD or NADP as acceptor
Source: RefSeq, a predicted model, not a curated record